AGCAAAAGAAGAGGUCAAGAGGAGAGCGAGAGGGGAGGUCUAGGCGCUUGGCGCUUGGUGAUUUUGGAAGGAGAUCAUGUCGAGCAAGCAAGGUGGGAAGUUGAAGCCUCUCAAAGCUCCCAAAUCCGACAAGAAGGAUUACGACGAGGAGGAUAAGGCGCACAUCGCGAAGAAGAAAGAAGAGGAGAAGGCAAUGAAGGAACUCAAGAGCAAGGCCUCCGGGAAAGGCCCUCUCACCAGUGGCGGCAUCAAAAAGAGUGGGAAGAAGUAGCCACGUACGGCCUUCGUACGUUGCCACGUUGCGAAAAGUCCUGACGUGUUAAGGCCACGUAUACGGGGUCUUCCUCCUCUAUCUUCUUAAUCGGUCCAAUCAGCUGCCACGUUGCAAAUCCACUCACAAGAAGAUGACGUGUCACAGCAUCCCGUACUGCCACGUAAAGGCUACUUUGCCUACUUGUCUUUUACCUGUAACGCGCUUCGUAUCCACUUCUCUACCAUUUGCUGAGA
Selaginella moellendorffii is the source of this 507-nucleotide messenger RNA. Its product is annotated as translation machinery-associated protein 7-like. The coding region runs from base 77 to 271 and encodes 64 amino acids. The record is from RefSeq and is a predicted model, not a curated record. The transcript has 5 exons. NCBI's taxonomy places the organism in Eukaryota, Viridiplantae, Streptophyta, Lycopodiopsida, Selaginellales, Selaginellaceae.